AUGUUGAGAAGUCGAUUGCUCGGCACGACCUUUUCAAAGGUCCCUCGAGCAACGCCGUUCGGCCGAUGCAGACAUGCCUCGUCACAAAACUCCCUACUCCCCAAACUGGCCCAAACCUCGAUCUGGCAUUCCAUAAUACCUAGGGGUAUUCGUGAUCGCUGGACUCGGACCGGCAAAUAUGCAAACAAAAAGGCUGUCAACCCUGCCUCCUACUUCAUCUGGAUUUAUCUUCUCAUUGGCUCACAAUCCAUUCGCAUCAUGGGCAUUCAGACCGAUUUCAACACCUACAUGCGCAAAGCAGAUCUGAAGCUGAAUAAGCUUCGUGAAGUCGUUGAAAAACUCCAGAAGGGAGAACCAGUGGAUGUCGAAAAGGCUCUUGGUACGGGUGAUGAGAUCCAAGAACAAGAAUGGGAAGAUGCCUUGCAAGAGCUGAUGGACGAGGAACGGGUCUGGCAGAAUAACAGGAAAAAGGCACGAGAGGAAAGUGAACGUCUCGCUCAGGAAGAACGUGAUGCGAACCCGUUAAAUACAUCAAUUUACAAGGAUCAAGCAGCCACCACCAUCGAUAUUCCUUCAGCAUCAUCUCCAACUGGUCCUCGUCCCAGCCCUGGAUUCUAUUGA
Messenger RNA from Exophiala aquamarina CBS 119918, 621 nucleotides. RefSeq lists its product as uncharacterized. The transcript has a single exon. Lineage: Eukaryota; Fungi; Ascomycota; Eurotiomycetes; Chaetothyriales; Herpotrichiellaceae. The record is from RefSeq and is a predicted model, not a curated record. Bases 1 to 621 code for a protein of 206 amino acids.